AAAGUUGGUAACCCUGAAAAUUCUGUUCGAGCUUUAGACCAAGCAAGCACAUUUUGGAAAAGUGGUGUUAUGUCUGAUGAAAGCAGGUCAAUUCUUAAACAAACAGCCGCUUUUAAACUUAAGACCUCUCGGUAUCGUGAAGCAGCUCAGGAUUAUGAACAGCUUGUAAAAGAUGACCCAUUAGACAUUCAAGCAUUAGCUGGACUUGUAGCAUCAUAUUCUCAAUAUGAUGUUAAUCUCGCUGAAAAAUACGAAAGUUCUUUACCAGAUAUUAGUACAUCUAUGGAAAUUGAUGUAGAAUCUCUUGAAAAAGUUGUACCUGGUGUGAAAAAAAGCUAUAUCAAAAAAGCAGAUACCAAAACAAUGGAGAAACAAACAAAGGCAACACCGAAAAAGAAAAAAAAACGUAAACCCUUGCUACCAAAAAACUAUGAUCCAGCCGUGCCACCAGAUCCCGAACGUUGGUUACCAAAACGUGAUCGAUCUUCUUAUAAGAAACUUCGCAAAGGAAAACAGCAAUUAAUGAAAGGAUCACAAGGAGUUGCAGUUGCUGGUGGAGGUCUUGGAGGUACAGGAAGUGCUAAUAUUGCCGGAAAGAGUGUAAGUAACGUGUCGUCAUCCGAGACAGUUGUUACAUCACAGCCAGAACAACCUGCGCCUGCACCUACGCAAAAACCAAAAAGUG
Molecule: messenger RNA, 685 nt
Organism: Racocetra persica
Lineage: Eukaryota; Fungi; Glomeromycota; Glomeromycetes; Diversisporales; Gigasporaceae
Source: the annotation of a GenBank genome assembly